Molecule: messenger RNA, 3218 nt
Organism: Oncorhynchus masou masou (cherry salmon)
Lineage: Eukaryota; Metazoa; Chordata; Actinopteri; Salmoniformes; Salmonidae
Product: suppressor of cytokine signaling 2-like
Exons: 3
Coding region: 944-1546 (200 amino acids)
Biological process (GO): intracellular signal transduction; phosphatidylinositol phosphate biosynthetic process
Cellular component (GO): phosphatidylinositol 3-kinase complex
Molecular function (GO): 1-phosphatidylinositol-3-kinase regulator activity
Source: RefSeq, a predicted model, not a curated record
AACUCUGUUCAUAGUACAUUUACUUUGUAAACUAGCUAGUCAGCAUUAGAUAGCUAAACUGUAAAUUUAGUAAUGUGUUGUGAACAUACGCAAUAGUCGAUGGCACGUGCUUUAUUGGCUGUAGAACAGUGGUUAUUUAAAAACGUUGCACAUUUACACGACCACAAUGUAGGCUUUAAUGUAGCCUACACAAAAUCAAAUAAACAUUGCUACAAUAGACAAGCUGCAAACACCGAACAAGGCUGAUUGGGAUUUCUGUUUCCAGUAUCUCCUGCCCUGCAUAUAGUGAGUUUUAACUGCCUUUGCAAUUUCGGAGAAGUAUUCGAUUUCGCAGAACGUUCCGUAAUCUGUUUUAUUUAUUUGAAUGCGGACAAACGUUUUCAAAUCUUUAACUUCCACGCAGCAAUUGUAAUCGAGCAUUUAAGUGAACGGUAAACAUCGAACCUAUUGCACAUUGUUUUAUUGAAGACUUAUCAAGUCACUGAAUUAGGCUUUUCAGUAUCCACUUUGUUUCGUGCUCCCUUACUUGCCAUGUGUUUGCAAAAGCUUUAUGUUUUUUAAACGUAACUCAUUCAUAUACAUCAACUACCUUUAGCGCCAACUGAAGUAUAUUCUGGCAGGGGAGUUAGAACCCCGCCGUUCUGAACGUUAACGUGUCACUUGCUGUACGAUUUGGAAACAUCUUUCAUAUCAGCUAGAAAUUCAAUUACUACACGCCUUUUAUGGGGUUAGGGUUCUCACACGGCUAUAUUUCCAUGUUACAGGGGUACCAGUACCGAGUUCAUGUGCAGGCUGUACGAGGACGAUACAUAAGAUACGAGAAGAAACUUGCAAAAGAAACUGGUUUUGCGACUGUGGGGCAACUGCCUGUCUUCUGGGGAAUAUUUUUGCAUUUGUCGGAUGACUUUUGGCCUACGGCUGGGCAAUUUCGGGUGGUUCCCCAAUGACCUGCCACUCACCCGAAUCCACGGAUACCAUCGAAAACGAGAGAACGGAUACCGUGUCACGGGUUGUAGAUUCCGACGAGACUCGCAUCGCUCAGACCAUGAAAGACCUUAAAAAUACAGGCUGGUACUGGGGCAGCCUGACUGCCAACGAAGCCAAAGAGAUUCUCCAGGAUGCAUCGGAGGGCACCUUCCUGUUGCGAGAUAGCUCCCAGAGGGACUACCUGUUCACCAUCUCUGCCAUGACCUCUGCCGGCCCCACCAACUUGCGCAUCGAGUACAAGGAGGGCAAGUUUAAACUGGAUUCGGUGGUGCUGAUCAGGCCCAAGCUCAAGCAGUUUGACAGUGUGGUGCACCUGGUGGAACACUACGUGCAGCUGUCCAGGACUACCAGUAAAAGGCCGUCGUCAGGGGCAUUGCAGUCCCUGGCCCCACCCAAUGGGACGGUUCAGCUGCUCCUGACCAAGCCUGUGUACACUGCCACGCCAUCUCUACAGCACCUGUCCCGUAUCGCCAUCAACAACGCCACCAGGCAGGUGCAGGAGCUGCCUUUACCCAACAGGCUAAAAAUCUACCUGACGGACUACAGUUACAAUGUAUAGUAGGACUACGAAUCCCAGAUGUGGUUUGGGGUAGAGAGCCUGCACCUGCCGUGUAGUGGCUAUCACCCAGUCUGAAGUCUACCUUUAGCCCCAACCACUAGACAUGGCUUGAUGGCCCCUGUCCUUCUGGAAGGAUUGAUGUUGAGCAAUAUGGUUAGCGCCAAGUCAGUCAUCUAAUCCUCAGGAAGCUAGGUGGAAUUUCUCCCAUAUUACUACACCCUUCCAGUUCAUUUAGAGCUACAGUUGUUCAUCAAAAAGGGCUUAGGAGUUGGAGCUAAGGGUUGAUUUCAGACCCAGGUCAUGUUCAUAAUCUCUGAAACUGGUGCAAAUUUUUGUUCAAAUGGUGGUAUACCCUGCCUGCAGACCAGCUCAGGUAACAGGGUUUCAGACUCUUCUGAACGAGACCCAGGAGGGGUGGCAGUUAGCACACUUUUUUUUUUUCUUGUUUCAAAGCUUUGUUACUUUUCAUAAUCUGCCUCAUGUCUGAGACAUGAGCAUCUGACACGGUAUCCACUUUCAUUCUGAAUUAUGUUUGUUAAUAUUCUCUUUUUUUACAUUUUUUUUUUUUGUACUGUAAUUAUAAGAAGGUGCGGUGCUGGGGUGUCGAACUACAUGUUGGAACUAGUCAUUUAACUAAAAUUUUCAGUAGUUUCAAAUAAAUCUUGGUAGUAUUUUCAGUAUUACUUUUUUGCGUGUAGCAAACUACUGGAACUACACACAACCCGUUAUUUAUUUUUGUUAAAUUGGCCAGAACUACUUUUUUGGCAUCAGACCUACUUAAUUGUCACUUGAAAACGUUUUGGUGUUUAAUAGGGCUAAAUAAUUGAGUCCAGGUUGAUUUUUCACGUAGCAGUUUGGAUGUACUGAACACAUUUUUCACAAUCACUUUAAUUAAGUAAGCUAUAAAUGUAGCUUCUUCCAGUGCAAAGUAAUUGGUAACUUGGUAAACUAUUUUCAGUGUAGCUUCCCCAACACUGAUCUUUUUUUACAUUUUUGUUCACUCAGUUCAGAUUUUUGUUUUGAUAAAGCACAAGCAAUUUACAGGCUUCAAAUCUGAUGUUGGUAUCUCUCUCACUGUCUCCUCUUGCUAAGAGGUUAAAAAUAAUUGAUUUCAGGAAGUUCUCAAUCCUGGAUGUUGCUCCCACUACGCAUCACUUCUCUGAAACAUCUACUUCAUCACUGCAUUUUCCUUCAAUAGAAAAUGCCAUUGAGCAAGUCAAUGCUCACACCUCAGAACUAGACCUUGAUUAGACACAGGCUGUAUCUAAUGUCUAGCUAUUAUGGCUGUGUUAUAAGGAAUUACCUUUCCAAGCGCAUAUUGGAUGUUCGCCCAGGGGUUUUCAUUGGAUCAACGUGAAUCUUAUUUGAAUCAACAUAUUGCAAGUAUUUAUUGAUUGUUCUACUGUUUCCUAUAUAAAAGUUACAAAUAAAGCAUGUUUUAUCAGCCUCAAUUCUGUGAUUUGGGAGGCAAUAGUGCAGGGGUGUCAUGGCGCUCCUGUGUAUUGUUUGAGUCAUUCUCAAUUUACAGAAGGUUCAGUGUGAACACUUCUCGCAGAAUAUUCCAGAAAUCACUCUUGAUACAUGAUCAUGACAUUUACUGUUUUUGUAUGGUGCUUAAAUACAAGUGUUUUACUUUCUCUGUGAGGAAACCAGAAAUAAAACUUAGCAGUGA